AUGGAUUCCCAUUUUGAAAGUGAUAUCGCGAAAAAGCAAUUAUUGCAAUUAUCGAUACCUCUACCAGAACUUCUACCUCCACCAGAACCUUCAACUCCAGCUGAUCGUUCAGACCAAACACCAGCACCAAAAGACGAACUACCGCCAGUAGUUCAACUGCCACCAGCACAGCCUCGACCACUGCUAACAAAAAA
Messenger RNA from Racocetra persica, 194 nucleotides. NCBI's taxonomy places the organism in Eukaryota, Fungi, Glomeromycota, Glomeromycetes, Diversisporales, Gigasporaceae. The record is from the annotation of a GenBank genome assembly.